This is a messenger RNA of Ramularia collo-cygni, 1308 nucleotides long. RefSeq lists its product as uncharacterized. The transcript has 6 exons. NCBI's taxonomy places the organism in Eukaryota, Fungi, Ascomycota, Dothideomycetes, Mycosphaerellales, Mycosphaerellaceae. Gene Ontology annotation, molecular function: peroxidase activity. Bases 1 to 1308 code for a protein of 435 amino acids. The record is from RefSeq and is a predicted model, not a curated record.
AUGGCACCAAAGUCUUUCAUUUUGGCGCUGGCCGCUGCACAGAGCGCCUUCGCAUACCCAUGGGUUCCUCAAGUGCCUGGGGUCGACUCCUCGAUGCUUCCUACUCGUCGUUCCCCGACGUUGAACACCGUCAGAGAUGGACCCAUGUGCCCAUUCAACGCAGACCAUGUUCCCGCUGCGCCCAUUACGGAGAAGUACCCUUACAUGGGCGCAAAGGACGGCAAGCAAGGGUCGGAGAAGGGUGGUAUCCCUGUGCCCGCCCCUGGCGACACUGAACACGAGUUCCGCAAGCCUAACCCGGCCACCGACAUUCGAGGACCAUGCCCAGGACUCAACGUGCUGGCCAACCACGGCUUCCUCGCCCGCGAUGGUAUCACCACAUACAAUGAGCUCGUCGACGCUCAGCAGAAUGUGUACAACACUGGUUUCGGCCUUGCCAAUCUUCUCGCGAUUGCUGGAGUCGGUCUCACUGGUGACUACAUGGGCACCAACAAGAUGAGCAUUGGCUGUGACGCCACGUCUCGUACUGCUAGCAAAGCGAACCUGUUGGCUUCCGAGCCCGGUCUCAACGGCMACAACAAGUUCGAGGCAGACACCUCUCUUACCCGCAACGACUUCUACCUUGGACAGAACGGAGACGAUUUCAAGAUGAACGCGACUUUGUUCACCAAGAUGAUGGCUGCAUGUGGUGGCACUGACGGCGUGUGCAAUCUGAUCAACCUCGGACACUACCGUGGCAUGCGUUGGGACGAAUCCAAGAGGGAUAACGAGCAUUUCUUCUUCGGACCUGGAUCCCUCCUUCUCUAUGGAGCCGCCUCCUUCCUUUACGAGCUGAUGCCUGGCUCAAGCCACACCGCCAAUGAGGCAACCAUGAUGUCCUUCUUCGGUGCCAGCAAGAACUCCGACGGCAGCUACUACUUCAACGGCGAAGAGAAGUUGCCCGAGAACUGGUACAACCGCAAGACUUCAUACACCAACGGAGUUGGCCGCGAGAUCUUCGCCAUGUACGACAUUGACCCGAGACCAUUCGGAGGCAACGUCGGCAAGGACAACUUCCUCGGCCUCAACCUCGGCAGCUACAUUAAGAACGGUACUCUCGACCCCAACGCCGCCACCAACGGACUUUGUCUCGCGUACACGGCUAUUGGAUUCACCCCUGGCUUGUUGGGCAACACCCUCAACCUCCCGGUGAACCUCGCCAACGCCCUCACCAAGGAUGCGGCUCCCUUCUUGAAGAACUUGGGAUGCCCACUCAACUCCAACGACGGAAGCACCCUUCCUGGUGAGGCGCCGCCGGCAAGCUCGUAA